AUGCAGUCCUUCAUCCUCAGCACAGUAUUCGCUGGUCUCGCGGCUGCUGCUGCCGGCCCGUACGCACAAUGCGGUGGUAAUAGCUGGGCGGGAGAUACUGAAUGCCAGUCCGGGUACACUUGCAUGGUAUCAAACGAGUGGUACUCUCAGUGCUUACCUGGCACUGCUGCUACCACUACUGCGGCCACGACUACGAAGACAGCGAUACCAAGCUCUACUACCUCUACCGCAGCGCCUACCUCAACGGGUGCCGCCGGAGCGCUCAAGUGGCUUGGUAUCAACUUGUCGGUGGCCGAAUUCGGAACCGGUAUCUACCCUGGAACUUGGGGCACAGAAUUCUAUUUCCCUUCGGAAGACGCUAUAGCAACUCUUAUGGCUGAUGGCUACAACCUGUUCCGCGUGGCUUUCUCCAUGGAGCGUCUCGUUCCUGACAAGCUGGCCAACGAUGUCUCUGCCAACUACCUUAAGAACUUGACUGCUACCAUCGACUACAUUACGGACAAGGGCGCUUACGCCAUUCUAGACCCACACAACUUCGGGCGCUACUACGGUAACAUCAUUACCGACACAGAUGGUUUCGGUAUCUUCUGGACCAAGCUAGCGACAGCAUUCGCCUCCAACGAGAAGGUCAUCUUUGACACCAACAAUGAGUACCAUGAUAUGGACCAGACACUCGUCUUCGAACUCAACCAGGUCGCCAUUGACGCCAUCCGCGGCGCCGGCGCGACCUCGCAGUACAUCCUCGCUGAAGGCAACGGCUGGUCGGGCGCACACGUCUGGAACACGACGAACGACAACCUCUCCGGCCUGACGGACUCCGCCGACAAGCUCAUCUACGAGAUGCACCAAUACCUCGACUCGGACAACUCGGGCACGUCCGACAUGUGCGUAUCCGCCACCAUCGGCGUAGACCGCCUCAUCGGGGCCACUGAAUGGCUCCGCGAGAAUGGCAAGAUCGGUAUCCUGGGCGAGUUCGCCGGCGGCGCCAACGCCCAGUGCAAGAGCGCCGUCACGGGCUUGCUCGACCACUUAAUGGAGAACAGCGACGUUUGGCAAGGCGCCUUGUGGUGGGCUGCCGGACCAUGGUGGGGUGACUAUAUUUACAGCUUCGAGCCUCCGAGCGGCACCGGCUACACCUACUACAACGAUUUGCUCAAGACUUACGCCCCUUAG
This is a messenger RNA of Xylaria bambusicola, 1173 nucleotides long. RefSeq names its product glycoside hydrolase family 5 protein. The record is from RefSeq and is a predicted model, not a curated record. Gene Ontology annotation, molecular function: cellulose binding; hydrolase activity, hydrolyzing O-glycosyl compounds. NCBI's taxonomy places the organism in Eukaryota, Fungi, Ascomycota, Sordariomycetes, Xylariales, Xylariaceae. Gene Ontology annotation, cellular component: extracellular region. Bases 1 to 1173 code for a protein of 390 amino acids. The transcript is spliced from 4 exons. Gene Ontology annotation, biological process: glucan catabolic process.